AUGUCGGGCAACGACGACAAGAUCGAGAGCGGCUACGUCGGUGUGCAGGAACCAGACGUGUUCACGAACCUCGAGCCGGCCAAACCGUACCAAGUCAAGUCGCCGCUCUUCCGCGAGUGUCUCGCCGAGUUCCUGGGCACCAUGGUCAUGAUCAUGUUCGGUGACGGCGUCGUGGCCCAGGUGGUGCUCAGCGAAGGCACCAAGGGCGAGUACAUCAACAUCAACUUGUGCUGGGGCCUCGGUGUGCUCUUCGGUAUCCACGUGUCGGGCGGAGUUUCGGGCGCGCACCUGAACCCCGCGGUGACCACGACGCUCGCGUGGUUUGGCCGCAUGGAGUGGAAGAAGGUCCCGUACUACAUCAUCUCGCAGAUCCUCGGCGCCUUCGCUGCCGCUUUCAUCGUCUGGGUCGUGUACUACCCCAUGUUCAACGUGAUCGACCCCCAGAAGACCUCGACGCAGGGCGUGUUUGCCACGUACCCGUACAGCAACGACGUGCCCGUUGGCACCUGCUUCCUCACGGAGGUGGUGGGCACGGCGAUGCUCAUGGGCUGCAUCUUCGCUAUCGGUGACGAGCUAAACAAGCCGGCCAACCCUUACACGCAGCCCGGCGCCGUGGCCCUACUUGUGGUGGCCAUCGGUAUGGCUUUCGGCAUGAACUCCGGCUACGCUAUCAACCCCGCGCGUGACUUCGGCCCUCGCCUCUUUUCGUGGAUCGCUGGCUGGGGGUCCGAGGUGUUCACGCUCCGCGACAGCUACUUCUGGGUGCCGAUUGUCGGCCCACUUCUCGGCGGCCCCAUUGGCGCCGGUGUGUACGUUGGCCUCAUUGAGCACCACCACCCGCGCGAGUACAAGCACCCGCUCGAAGGUCAGUAA
Messenger RNA from Phytophthora sojae, 873 nucleotides. RefSeq lists its product as hypothetical. Gene Ontology annotation, cellular component: plasma membrane. The record is from RefSeq and is a predicted model, not a curated record. Bases 1 to 873 code for a protein of 290 amino acids. The transcript has a single exon. Gene Ontology annotation, biological process: water transport; glycerol transmembrane transport. NCBI's taxonomy places the organism in Eukaryota, Oomycota, Peronosporomycetes, Peronosporales, Peronosporaceae. Gene Ontology annotation, molecular function: water channel activity; glycerol channel activity.